Alternaria alternata is the source of this 1093-nucleotide messenger RNA. RefSeq lists its product as hypothetical. Bases 492 to 950 code for a protein of 152 amino acids. The transcript has a single exon. The record is from RefSeq and is a predicted model, not a curated record. Lineage: Eukaryota; Fungi; Ascomycota; Dothideomycetes; Pleosporales; Pleosporaceae.
CAAACCUUUGUCUUUUACCACAGCAUUGGAACUGCACAACAUUCAAUAUGUCAUCAACUUUGCACUAACGCACGGCUCGGAACGAUGCACGUCUUACACCGUACCUAUGUGUUGGAAACGGUCGCUCGGCCCAAUCACGGGAUGUACCGAUCGGGUAGCACGCACUCGACUAGGGUAUAGACUUUCCACAUCCCACACCUUCCAAGGUGGAUUGCCAAGGUCUGCGGGGUCCAGGUUGAAGCAGGGCUCGGACUCGUAUUGCGACGAUCCUAUUGCAAACCUGGAGUUAGACUUUGGUUGGGCUGGUUAUUGGACGCCAUUGGCUCGGUGACGGCUUCAAAAGCCGCCAGCAAAGAACGUCUCCAUAUACACACGUCUUCUUGAUGUUCUUUCACAUCUUGAGGUGGAGAGGUACGGACCGUACGGUACCGCAGACGAGCAGUCUUGGCUUGCAGUCGGAAACCUUUGCUUCAACUUGCCGAGACAAAAUUAUGACCGGAAUCAGAAACGUCGGACACAGAAUGAACGAUAGGCAGUUUACUAUGUUGUACGAUGGACAAAAAGAACGGCAUAUUCGGGGGUUGGCACGUCUGUUCGCUCAACAAGCAGAGACAGCGGUGAAUAGAGCAGGGUUUACUGUUCGAACUAUAGCAUACGUAUCACGUCAGACAAAGACAUCAGCUAGUCGUUUUUGCGAUAUUUCUUUCUCACGAGUAUCCUUCCGUAUGGGUGUGACUUGGACUGCAGAUGUCGUAAGUGGCUCGUCGGUUCUGCAGUAUCGCUUUACCUGGACGAAAUGGAUGGCCACCAGGGUAUCAGCUAAUGUUACUUACCAGAUCCGUGCGCUAUCUCUAUGCGCUGAUGCUAUUCUGGCAGGUUUGCGUGGAAACUGGCGAUCCGAGGGGAUAUCUUCAAAAGGGCCUUGUUCGGUUGCACCCACAAGUCCUUGAGAUAAGAUAUAUACAAGCCUUCGGGCCGAAGUAACAAGAGGGCCCAUUAGCUAACACGAUCGGAACCCGUCGUAUCCCGCAAGCUCCUUGAAGCACAUUGUUAGUAGAGAGCCUUGUGCUCCCGCCUCAAACGCUAGGUGGGU